AUCUAUCUCUGCAGGCAACGGCUAGAUCGGUCAAAGAGCACGAGGCCAAGGGCGCGGCGUGCUAUGAUUACAUCCCAGCGCGGUGCGUUGGCAUCUCACUUGCCACGCCAUCCAUCUGUUCUCCAUCAUCUUGCUUCUAUCUGAGCAGCUGUAGAGGUGGUGCUCAACCCAAUACCUCACCGCCGCUUCCGCGAUGAGCCGUCUACACUAGAGCAGCAGGCUUGCACGAUUUGCCCGCCAUGGCCAGCCCGAGACACAACUCUCCCUCCUCCCCGCAAACACCAGAUUCGACUUCGCGAUCGCCCGGGCGGAAGCGCAACCCGCUGACUUCCUCCGAGCGACUAGCGACCAUCACAGAGGGAGGCGCGGCGGCCAACACCCCGCCCAUCCCCCGCCGAAGCAGUCAGCGCUUGAGCGCCUUGCUCUCCGGCAGCGGCUCUCAUGGCGCGAGACACCCACGGCCUGGACCCGGAAGCCAGAGCAGUAUAGACACAUCGCGCGCUGCCCCGCCCUCGUACGGCUGGGUACCUCCGCCGCUCGAUGAAAAUGAUGUUGGCAACCCGCCGGUGGAAGGCGAGAAGUUGGCAGAACUGCGGAGGAACACGAGCUCGCAGGAUCCGAAAAGAGGCGCACUUCGCGGGAGAGGCGGAUGGGGUCGACUGGCAUUGAUUGGGGCGGGGAUACUGCUGGUCAUCAUCGCGUUGGCAGUAGGACUUGGAGUUGGGUUGGGUGAGAAACAUCACAACCAUUCGAGCUCCAGCACACCCUCGAAUCCUCAGUCAACACUCCCGCCACAAAAGUUCCCCCUCGGCCAAUACAGCUUCGUCACGGCUCUCACCAACGUCCAGACCAACUGCACCUCCAAUGCUGCAGUCUGGCAAUGCUAUCCUUUUAAUGUCUACAACCCCGGCGUCAGCAGUACGAUAAAUGCAAGUACAGCCACCUUCAACUGGAUCAUCAGCAACACCUCCUCGAAUUACAUCACAAACAACUCCUCCGAAACCCCUGCAUCGCCAGGUGUGCCGGCGCUUCUCAGCGUCUCCUCCAUCAGCGAUCCCUUCGGAAUCACGUUCAACUCCACACCGCUCUCGUACAUCGCCACGGCUGACAACUCGACCUCCCCCCGCUAUGUCUUUGAUUUCAGCAUGUCGAAGAUGGUGAUCCCUUCUACUUCCAUCACAUCAGACGGUACCUCCGCAGUCUGCUUCUUCAACCAGACCAGCUUCCAAGGCACGAUCUAUCUCACCGCCGCUCACAACUUCCCACCUAGUGGAACUUCCAUAGGUGGGUACGAGCAGUGGCCGUACGCCGUGGAGAUCAUGGAAGUGGCUUCUGGAGGCAGCAAUGUGCCGGACUGCUACGAGUAUGUCAAUGGCGUGGUUGGCAGCCCGAUAACGACGGACCUGACCUCGGAGUCAAGUAACUCCCAGUGCUUAUGUGAGUAUCGGAACUAUGUUUGAGCAUUGCUUGUGGAAUUGGGACGGUCGCGUUGAGAUGGGGUACUUGAUCUGGAGCACUGUUCAGAGGGAGGUGGGCGUUGAAUGACCCGGUGUUGGCUUUGAUCGUUAGGAUACCCGUAGUUCUUACUCUUCUAGCGAAAAUGGGAAUAGAAUAGCUUCAUGGGGUGCAUGUU
Messenger RNA from Neohortaea acidophila, 1633 nucleotides. RefSeq lists its product as uncharacterized. Bases 240 to 1460 code for a protein of 406 amino acids. Lineage: Eukaryota; Fungi; Ascomycota; Dothideomycetes; Mycosphaerellales; Teratosphaeriaceae. The transcript has a single exon. The record is from RefSeq and is a predicted model, not a curated record.